Molecule: messenger RNA, 399 nt
Organism: Staurois parvus
Lineage: Eukaryota; Metazoa; Chordata; Amphibia; Anura; Ranidae
Source: the annotation of a GenBank genome assembly
AUCAGCAGUUACAGCAGUUUUGUGACUUCUAUCAGUGUUCAGCAGACUACAUGUUAAGGCUUGUAGGAGGAGUUUUUAUUCUUCUCUAGGAGGAUGCAGAACCCCUGACCUCGGUCUGGACAGUGCUGAUUGGCCCUAUGCUAAUCACAUGCACUUUCCCAAGAAAAAAAAAAACGAAAUCUAGCAAUACACACCAAACUGAGCAUGUGCAAAGUGACUCCACACGAUAUGCCUUAUCAGGAGAUAGAGGAGGGGCACUGGAAGAAGGGGAGGAUCAGAGAAGUCAGGGUCAAACAUCCUUAUUACGCAAUGCAGAGGAUUAACCCCUUAGGUUCCACAGUGAGUAUAACAAGCAUGCUUUACAGCAUAUACAGACUGAUUGUACUGUUGUGGGUUUAG